UGUAUGUUGAUAAUUCAAAGAGUCAGUCUCAGUACGAAUCAGAUGCUAUACAAUAGCGGUACUCGUUCACGGUUGGUGGUUUAGUGUAGCGCGGUACGGAAAUUUAAUUUGGAUAAGAUGCUGAAGCUCCUCCUAACCCUAGUAGGAGGCGUGACCUUCGCACUAUGGUUCGUCUCCAGACCCGCUGACCCCUCCACCCUCCCCAGGUUGGAUCCUAAACAGUGGUGGGGUCCAGAGAAGUUGAAGGGCAAAGCUGAUAACAGCAUCAGGCCUUUUAAAAUCGAGUUUACUGACAAGAUGAUCGAAGGCCUGAAAAGGCGUCUAGACAACUUCCGCCCCCCACCUCCCCCGCUAGAGGGCGUAGCGCAGAACUACGGCUUCAACAGCAAGCUGUUAGAAGAAUGGAGGAAGUACUGGAGAGACCAGUACCCUUUCAAGGCCAGAGAGACCUUCUUGAACCAGUUCCCGCAGUUCAAGACUAACAUCCAGGGGCUGGAUGUGCACUUUAUACAUAUGAAGCCUAAGGUUCCAGCGGGUGUGAGAGUCCUGCCUCUCCUGAUUCUUCACGGCUGGCCUGGCUCCGUGGUCGAGUUCUACGAGUCCAUCCCCCUGUUAUCUCGUCAGGCGCUUGGAUACGACUUCGCUUUUGAAGUCAUUGUGCCGAGCCUUCCCGGUUAUGGAUUUACCGACGCUGCCGUCCGACCAGGUCUUGGCUGCGCCCAGGCUGCUGUACUCCUCCGUAACCUGAUGCACCGACUUGGGCAUAAGCAGUUCUACAUGCAAGGUGGAGACAUGGGCUCCAUUAUUGGCACCAACAUGGCGACGCUCUUCCCUGAUGAGGUGUUAGGAUUCCACUCCAACAUGCUUCUCGCUAGGAACACCCGUUCUAAUCUGUUGACGUUGCUGGGAGCCCUGUACCCUCCACUUAUGGUGCCUGCUCAUCAAGCACACAGGUUAUACCCAUUAGGCACAUACGUAGCCAAUAUGACACUGGAGAUGGGAUACUUCCACAUGCAUGCCACCAAACCUGAUACUCUUGGUGUCGGCCUCUCCGAUUCCCCGCUCGGCCUCCUAGCCUACAUCUUCGAGAAGUUCAGCACCGGCACAAGAUUCGACUUCAGGGACCGCGAGGACGGAGGCCUCCUGGAGUUCUACUCCAGAGAACAGCUGUUGGAUAACGUGAUGAUAUACUGGGUCAGCAACACGAAGACUACGGCUAUGAGGAUGUAUGCUGAGACGUUUAAUAAAGCGCAUAGUGCUCUUAAUAUUGACAGUUACCAAACCACCGUCCCGAUCUGGGCGCUUCAGCCCGUCAAUGACUUCUACCACCCCCCUCUCCUGCUGCGCACCAAAUUCCUGAACCUCCUGGGACACACGGAGCUGCCUGAUGGCGGACACUUCAUCGCGCUGGAGAAGCCAGACGUGUUCAGCCAGGAUGUGUUUAAGGCUGUGAAGGAGUUUGUGAAGUAUAGAGAAGGCAGUGAGAAGACUGAACUUUAAGAGACUUCUGAAAAACACAACU
This is a messenger RNA of Cydia amplana, 1522 nucleotides long. RefSeq names its product juvenile hormone epoxide hydrolase-like. Gene Ontology annotation, biological process: epoxide metabolic process. NCBI's taxonomy places the organism in Eukaryota, Metazoa, Arthropoda, Insecta, Lepidoptera, Tortricidae. The record is from RefSeq and is a predicted model, not a curated record. Bases 118 to 1500 code for a protein of 460 amino acids. The transcript is spliced from 8 exons. Gene Ontology annotation, molecular function: epoxide hydrolase activity.